CAUACGCCAUCUUCUUUUCCCAGAAACAACAAACGAAGUAACAUCAUUGUCGAACAUCGCUCUAUUGGCCGAAAUGGCAGUGUAAAAGUGCGCCGCGACCCCGCCGCCAACAAAACAGUGCAUCCAGCCAGUGCACUGAGUCACUUCCAAUUCAGAAACAUGUCGUCCUACGUGGAAACCCUCACUGCUGCUGCAUUCGACAGCAUAAAAGAGUUCGAGACUUCCCUGUCCUCGUCACACACUCCUUUUGUGACCAACAACAGCCACUAUGACCAUGAUGAUGACAAACUCACAGUUUGGCCUGGAAGACAUGGAGGCCCUUCUCUGGGGACCUUCCUCUCCCAUGGCUGACGCCAUGACCUUAACUUCACGCCCUGACCAAGAAGAACAACAGAAAGGAGGAGGGGCCUCAUUGGAGGGUGACACUUCCCCUGUGUCACCCCUCACCUCCUCAUCGCUGUCCUCUUCCUCAUCUCCUCCUCCCUUCUACUCUCCACCUCCCUCGCCAUUGGCCGUCCUCCUCCAGGGGGACAAAGCUGGGAUGGAGUCUGACCUGCUCUCCCUCCCCUGGUUGGGCCACCCUGGUCAGCUGAGACACACCAUCUCAGAUGACAGCAAAGAGGAUGUGUUCUGUGACCUGGACUGGAUGGCUGAGAGGGUGGAUCUGUCUGAGUUUGACCUGGACUCCCUGAUUGGCUCCUGCAGUCCUACUGAAGAGUCCCCCAGCUGUCCAGAAGACCUCCUAGCCUCCCUGGAGUGCCCCAUGGAGCUUGACUCCCUCCCAAUGCCCACUCUCUCAACUCCUGCACUCUCGAGUCUUCCCUCUGCUUCUCUUCCGAGUAUACCUCCCCCUGCCCCUCCCACGGUCUGCUCAGAUCCUUUUAUCAUUACAGUGGAUGAGCCUGAAUCCUACAUUGAAGUACAGGAUGGUCCCUGCCUCCCCCUGUGUGUCCCAGAGCCACAGCAGGAGCUGGAAAUCAAAUCCGAGCCCACUUCUCCAGACCCCCCUUCUCCAGACCCCCCUUCCCCCUUGGUUGAUUCUCCGUCCUCCCCAGCCUACACCCUGGACCUGGGCAGUGAAGUGGACGUCUCAGAGAGUGAGGUGAAGCCAGUGGUAGCUUCUGUCGUCUCCCAAGUCCCGAGGCUUGUACUAACCCUCUCACCCACCCGCAUUGUCCUUGUGCUGGCUCCCAAAGACGAAGUCGGGAUCACCACCACCACUGUAACCACCACGUCACAAAUCGUUCAUUCCUCCCCUCCUCCAAAGUCCUCCAGAAGCAGACCAUACCCCGAGCCCACAUACAAAGCUAGUCCACCAUCUCCCAGUGCCUCCACUGUCAAAGUUGGAGAUGAGAGGGCAACUUUGAAGACCCCGAAGACCAAGAAACUGAAGAAAAUGGCGCAGAAUAAGACGGCCGCCACACGUUACAGGCAGAAGAAGAGAGCCGAGCAGGAAUGCCUUGUCGACGAGCACUCUGUGCUGGAGAGGAAGAACAUGGAGCUGACGGAGAAGGUGGAAUCCUUGGCCAGGGAGAUCGAGUACCUGAAAGAGCUGAUGGAGGAGGUCAGCCAGGCCAGGACCAACAAAGGUCUCGGUGCUGACCCCUAGUGGUCUGACCUAAUAAUGACAUAAUUAACACUUCAUAACUACACAUUAUGAAGUGUUUAAAAAAUAUUUUAUUUCUUUUAAUGCAAGCAAGUAUCCGUAAAGUAUGUGUUCUGUCCACACAGCAUGUCUUGGAUCCACAAUCCAGUAAAACUGAUGUUUUUCAGAAUACCUCCUUUUACCUUUUACACUGGUAUUAAAUAGAGAUUACUUUUAUCAUUUUUAGAGUAGUUAUAUGGAAACAAGUAUUUUCCAUUCAGUAUAUAUCAUGUGUUUUCAGUAUAUAUCUUGUAUUUUUUGUAAUGUAUGUUAAAGUUUCCUAUAUCUGGACCUCAGUAACCUGCCAGUAGGAUGUAUUUUUAAAAUUGUGUAUUGUAGUAUAACUGGACCAUCUGUAUUAUGAAUCUCUUAAUAAAGAGUCUUAAAAUGAAUAA
This is a messenger RNA of Anoplopoma fimbria (sablefish), 2040 nucleotides long. It is a transcript of the gene atf4b, whose product is annotated as activating transcription factor 4b. The record is from RefSeq and is a predicted model, not a curated record. The coding region runs from base 269 to 1609 and encodes 446 amino acids. NCBI's taxonomy places the organism in Eukaryota, Metazoa, Chordata, Actinopteri, Perciformes, Anoplopomatidae. Gene Ontology annotation, cellular component: ATF4-CREB1 transcription factor complex; ATF1-ATF4 transcription factor complex; nucleus. The transcript is spliced from 3 exons. Gene Ontology annotation, biological process: regulation of transcription by RNA polymerase II. Gene Ontology annotation, molecular function: RNA polymerase II transcription regulatory region sequence-specific DNA binding; DNA-binding transcription activator activity, RNA polymerase II-specific.